AUGGUCUGUAAGAAGUUUAAAGACAAUAUGAUGAAGUUUCAUUUUAAUCCAAUUCCACUAAACAAAAAAAAUAUAAGUUAUUUUCUAAAUAUAGAAACACUUCAUUUGUGGUCUAGAGAAGAUGAAAAUUUUGGAAAUGUUAUUAAAGAUCAUGAUGAUUUAGGUCUAAUACAUGUUUUUAAAUCUUUAUUUUGUAAAAAGAAACUAUUCAGAGUAGUUGUGUGGUUUAAUGUCGACUGUCAAACAGUUUCCAUGAACAACAAAAAUUUUGUAUUCAAAAACGUGACAUUUACUGAAAAUGAUUUAGAACUGUUUGGUGAAAUACCAAAGUCAAUUAAUAUCACAUCCAUUGGAGAUUACUGUUAUCGUGGGGCAACCAAUUUAACCACUUUUCAUAUACCAAGUGGUGUAAUAUCAAUAGAAGAUUAUUGUUUUACAGGGUGUUAUAAUUUGAAACAAGUAAUUAUUCCAAACACAGUUCAAGUGAUUAAAAAAGGUUGUUUUGAUAUGUGUUCAAGUUUAACCAAAAUCGUUUUACCUCAAAACAUUACAACACUUCCCGAGUGUUGUUUCAAUCAUUGUAGGUCUUUAACAAGUUUUGAAAUACCAAGUCAAGUGAUUUCCAUUGAAAGUAUGUGUUUUGAAAAUUGCACCAAUUUAAGAGAAGUGUCACUACCAGAAAGUGUCACUAAAAUUGGCGAUCGCUGUUUCAAACAAUGUUUCAAAUUAAACGAAAUUGUAAUACCACACUUUGUUAAAGAAGUUGGUUGGAUGUGUUUUGACGCUUCUUUGAGUAAAAUAACAACACCUCCUCUGUUUACAAUCUUUAAAUAUAUGGACGAUUCUGAAAGAGUUACUGGGUAUAGAGUUAUAUGGGGAGUCAAUGAAUUGUUUCAAAUUUAUCUUUAUUCGACUGUCAAAGUAAUCAAUAACAUAAAAUUUAAUUGCAUCUCAGAAUUAAUUGGUAUAAAAGUGCCAGAACAUAUCACCGCACUUCAUGAUUAUUGUUUUUAUGGUUGCAAUAAAUUGACGGGAAUAACAAUACCAUCGAGUGUAAAGUCGAUUGGCAACAGCUGUUUUAGUUCCUGUAUAAAAUUGGAAGACGUUGUUAUACCAGAAAGUGUAAAGUCGAUUAGCAACGGCUGUUUUAGUUCCUGUACAAGAUUGGAAGACGUUGUUAUACCAGAAAGUGUCACAUCGAUUGGAAUGUUUUGUUUUAGUUCCUGUAAUAUUAGUUCUAUCAAUUUGCCAUUAAAUAUUACAACACUUGAAAAUUACUGUUUCCAAUAUUGUUGUAAGUUGAGCGACAUUACUAUUCCGCAAAAUGUGGUGUCUAUUGGAGAAAACUGUUUUGAAGGAUGUGAAAAUUUAAGUCACAUUGAAAUACCAAAAAGUGUUUCUGAAAUAGGAAGAAGUUGUUUUUACAGAUGUUAUAAAUUGGACUUUAAUGAUAUUCCUGUUCAUUUAAGAUCUGAAAAAAUAUUUACUCUUCUGACUACAUCAAAAUAG
This is a messenger RNA of Entamoeba invadens IP1, 1509 nucleotides long. RefSeq lists its product as hypothetical. The record is from RefSeq and is a predicted model, not a curated record. Lineage: Eukaryota; Evosea; Mastigamoebida; Endamoebidae. The coding region runs from base 1 to 1509 and encodes 502 amino acids. The transcript has a single exon.